Messenger RNA from Gaeumannomyces tritici R3-111a-1, 309 nucleotides. RefSeq lists its product as hypothetical. The transcript has 2 exons. Lineage: Eukaryota; Fungi; Ascomycota; Sordariomycetes; Magnaporthales; Magnaporthaceae. The record is from RefSeq and is a predicted model, not a curated record. The coding region runs from base 1 to 309 and encodes 102 amino acids.
AUGGCACCUCAGAACCUCUCAAUGUGCCCGCCACCGCCCGAGGGCGCGCCGCCGGGCCCGUACAGGAAGGGCGACCUGAUCCAGGGCGUCGCCGACCGCGGGCCCAACGGGCCCUUUUCCCUCCAGGGCAAGGUGCUCGAGGACGACGACCCGUACAGCAGCAGUCCGAGCUCGCACCCGCAGGCCGGCGGCAGAUGGUACGACGUCAGCCACGAGAAGCGCGUGGCGCAGGUGCUGCGGACGCACAUGAUGCGCAUCGAGUGGGAGGAGGUGGGCGUCGUAGGGGGCGGGCAGUUCCAUCUGUGGUGA